GAAUGUAUGGCGUUUCCCCAUAAUCACCUUAGUUUUCAUCUGAUCAUGUCGAUAUAUAGUAUGUCUUCUAUGAUAUAUGUGUUACAUUUCUUAAUACUAUUCACAAAUGAUGCUUAAAAAUUUGGUCUGGGUCAAAAUCAUAUACUCUUUAGAUACGGUGGUUCUUGAGAGUAAAUAAACAAUUUGUCGUUGAUGGUAAAAAUCGCAGUUGUUACAAGGGAAACCAUUUGUGCUUCAUUUCUACCCAGCCUCCUUUACAGCAUUCUUCAGUUAACACUACAGAUCUCAUUUCUUCUAUGGAAGUACGAGAGGCCAGAAUACCAGCAUCUGGUGAGUCGUCCCAUCAAGAAAUAGGCAAGCACUGAGGCCCCCUUGAAAAAGACUCCUCAUACUAUGAAGUACGAUUUUCAGGGCCUUCAUGUAUGGUUCUGAAUACCUCAAAGGUGAAAGUUCCAACCGUUAAGUAAGGUAUUGGGGCAUUCAAGGCUAAUGCACAAGGUCUGUUCUGGCUGACUUAUAACAGGUUGUGGCGUCACGAACAGUGGCUCGAGCUCUCCAGUUGAAACCGUAUAUUAGUAUAAUAAAUCCGGUUUAUAUUACAAUAAUCUUCAGCAUCUUGCAUUCAAAUGUUCCAUGUUAAACACGCAAUGCAGAAUGACGAUAGAAACUGUCUUUAUUGCAGAGGAGGAUGGAGUAUCUUUAUAUUCUCCUGAAUGUCGAGUCCCAGUACUCGCAAGGACGAAGGAGUGGUAAGCCUGCAACAGGACAGCAUCCGGAUACAAACGAACAAAUCCCGAAAGCUUUAUACUUGUAGGACUUGACCUCACGCUCUAGUACACGAACGUGGAUUUGAGAGGCUGGAAGUUUAAUUCAAAGAGCGGACUCUUACCCCUCUGGCCCUUGUAUAGAUCUCUCUCUCCGAUGGUUGGCUCUGGUCUCACCCAGCCGCUGGACUGUCCGUACGGUCGAGGACGCCCUGGGGUUUCUCUCCUCAGCUUACAGAUGAUUAAGUUUGUGUUAUUGUUUUCCUGCUUGGGUGCUUCUCAUACUUCCCCUAGAAACAGCUGUUUUUUCCGAAAAUAAUGAGAAUCUUUCAUUUUCUUUGAAGUUCCAUCAGAGUAUGACUCAGGCGGGGUCCCACAGGGUCCGUCUGCAUCUUUUCCACUCCUUCCCUGUCCCUGGCCAACGUCACCAUCUCUGUCGCCAACAUCCCAUUGUUCGCGAUUCUCAGUUGUUGCCACCAAGUCAUGUGUGGCCCACCCCUCGACCUGUUCCCAUCUUCUCGUCCAUAUAACAAUUUCUUCGGCCAACUCUCCUCACUCGUCCUUCCAACGUGUCCAAACCAUCUUCUUCGUUCGUCUUCUGUGACGAAGCCCGUUAUCGGUCUUUGCACGAGGCGGGGUCAGCGACGCCUACACUGGGGGCAGAAGGAAGACCCAUUCACUGUCGUCACGGAAGGAAUGGUCGAUCUCGCGCACAGAAUCAAGGGGAAUUCGCCCUUUGCGAAUUCCGUCCACAACAGCCUUCUCCUCCAUGGUCGAGGUCACGCUCGGGAAUGCACCUUCUACACCUUGAGAGAUCAUCCAGAUUGCCAUGUUGUUAUGUGGCGAUAUUUGCAACCGUCAAAUACCUUACUCGCCGUCCACUGUCGGGAGGAGGAGGUUCCCCUGCUGAGGGAGUCCCUGAUGCAGUCGCACUUGAUCGACUGGCAGGGAAGGCUGUGCGUUUUCCACGUCCCUGAGUAUCUGGUGGACACCGUGAAGGACGUUGUGAAGGACAAGGGAGGACAGAAACUGACAAUCAAUAAAUGCUACACAUAUACUGGUGAUAAUAUUGGGGAUCCUUAUGCUUACCUGGCGGAGAAUCCCAUCCGGUGCCCAGCUGGGUUCCGUGUAGCAAGGCUGGGUAGGGCUGGAGUCAGCAUCAUGAGGAACACAGCGGAGUACGACAUAUGCAGGACUCUCGACGACAUGGUUCACAUCACGAAGUACGCCCCUUCAUUAGGCCUAUAUGAAGACCCGAGCGUGGAAAAGGAAACUGCCGUCGACAUAAAGAACCUCCCCUUUGCUAGGGACGAGGAGGUACCUGUAGCUUGGGUCACAACUUCCUUCUACGGGGCGAUGGGCACCUUGAUGACCUUGGAAGGGUAUCGGGGUCACGGGUAUGGAGAGCUGGUGACUCGGGUCCUUACACUGAUGGAGGCUGCCGAGGGUUACGUCCCCGUGGGCCAUUUGGACAUUGAUAACUUCCCUUCUGUUGAAGCGCUCAACAGAAUAAGUACGUUGCGUAUGUCCCAUUAUGACUAUUUCAUGUUCCGGAAGUGAAAUGCAAAGAUACCUCUCUUUUAUCAAUCGCAUCUUCAUAGAUAAAUGUACUUUGGAAUGAAACUUUACGUCCUCUUCAAGAUACUCCAAUUUCAAGUUACUUCAGUACAGCUAUUUGGAGUUUAGCAACUGUGCCUUACCUGUUCAGUGGUUGGGCGCAGGUGGUUCAGCUACGGACCUACGGCUUGAAUUUCUGUGCCCCGCGAGCAGGGAUUUUAACAUAUGGAUUUCUUGUUUGUCGGUUUGUAUGCUUCUGUCUAUCUGUGUAUCUUUCUCCC
Molecule: messenger RNA, 2602 nt
Organism: Penaeus monodon (black tiger shrimp)
Lineage: Eukaryota; Metazoa; Arthropoda; Malacostraca; Decapoda; Penaeidae
Exons: 5
Coding region: 1248-2324 (358 amino acids)
Molecular function (GO): acyltransferase activity, transferring groups other than amino-acyl groups
Source: RefSeq, a predicted model, not a curated record